CAGCGAGCAUUCCUGUGACGUGUCUCGAUAGACCUGACCCAUUCGCCCGUCCUGUUACAUUGCACGCUGACAAUAACCGCUGGGUGUUGGCCACCGCAUGCCGGUGGGGUUGCUCACGUGCGAUAAUUAUUACAUGCGGGCGAAUUAGACAAAUACAUGAAUAGCCGAAUGCAUGCGCGAGGGUGCGUGAGGUCCCUUUAACUGGCGCACGCAGACCCGCCCCGUCCACAGACGUGGAAUAGCUGCUGUGCCAGGGUCGGCCACUGUUCGCGUCAGGAGCUGUGCACCAUCAUCCCCCAUCGCAGUCGGGCGAGGAGGGCUGGUGGUGGGCUUCGUUAUUACAGCCUGUCAGCGACGGCGACUGCUGCUACUGCUCGCGCCCGUGCUCUGUCAUAAAGGAUUGAAUGCUACGAUAGCAGUCGGAGGAAUUCCGCCGCCUGUCUGCAGAAUAGGACGAGCGGGGCGUGUAAGCAGGAUUUACAGUAGCGGCUAGAUUCCUGCAGUGUUUUCUCGGUUGUUGGUUUUGGGUGGACCCGGAGGAGUGGCCGUCUUUGUGCGGUCGGUAUCCAAGGCCUAUCAUAAACAUCAUCAUGUCCGAGCAGACGAAAACUCACGUGAUCUUGCUGGCUUGCGGGAGCUUCAACCCAGUCACCAAAGGCCAUCUACAGAUGUUCGAGGAUGCACGGGAUUACUUGCACAAGUCCGGCCGCUUUAUUGUCAUCGGCGGCAUCAUCUCGCCAGUGCACGAUGGCUACAGAAAGCAGGGCCUUAUUUCAAGUCGACAUCGACUAAGCAUGUGCCAGCUGGCAGUACAGAACUCCGACUGGAUCAGGGUGGAUCCGUGGGAAUGUUACCAGGAGAAAUGGCAGACGACCUGUGACGUUCUGGAACACCACCGAGAGUUAAUGAAGCGUGUGACCGGAUGCAUCCUCUCCAACGUGAACUCCCCAUCGUCUCCCGUCAUCAAGCAGCCGCACAACGAGACGCGCCCAGCCACGCAGGACGCCAAUUCGGUGCCGCUCCAGAAGUCGACGCCCGGAAAACUGAUCAGCAAGUUUGGAGAGAGCAUCGGCAAGGUGUGCUGCCUUCGUCCCAAAGCUGAUCUCUUUCCCUACAUCGACGAGAAUGCCAACCUUGGCAACAGUGUUCGAUAUGAAGAGAUUGAGCUGCGGAUCAUGCUGCUGUGUGGGAGUGACCUCCUCGAGUCCUUCAGCAUCCCCGGCCUCUGGAAUGACGAUGACCUGAAAGUGAUCCUGGCGGAGUUUGGUGUCGUUUGUGUGCCCCGGGACUGCGCCGACUCGGAACGGAUCAUCCGACGGUCCCGCCACCUCCUCAAGUUCAAGAAAAACAUUAACGUCGUCAACGAUGCAGUGGAUGGACCAACGGCGCACAUAAGCUCAACUAAAAGCAGGCUAGCGUUGCAGAAGGGAGACGGCCGAGUGAGCGAAUACCUAUCUCAGCCGGUCAUCGACUACAUCCUGCAACACCAGCUGUACAUCAACACGUCCGGCUAAGAAGUCGUGCACGCUUCGCACGCUCUCUGCCCCCCCUCCACCAUCUCUCUCUGUCCGCCGUGUAUUGACGGCUUUGUCGGGAGCCCCCCCCCAUUUAUAUUGUUUGACCUUGGCUCAUCUGUCACGCUUAACGCCGCUUCGUUUCGUUUGCGGCGUCGGCCUGAGCAAGACGCUUGAUGGCUGGUGCACGCCACAGUAGAGAUUUGACGUAGCUGGGAUUGCAUUAGCCCGAGUGUGUGAUGUUGUAUCGGCAGGGAGCAUGGAAUCGGAGGGGUUGUCUUUUUUUUUUCUGGAGCAAAGAACAAAAAUAGGAGAUUGUGCAAAAAUGCUUGUGGGCUUCCGCAGAGCGCAUCAUAGUUGUUUUAGAUGUUGAGCAGAAUGAGCCGAUUGUUUGUUGCAAAACCCAUUUGAAGGUUGAGUAUUGGGGAAAGUUUCAUGCCAUCAUAGCGCACAGUAUGUCAUCGCAUGCCCUUCGUGCUCACAUGGAACUUGUCAGGCACAGCAGCAGCAGUAUUGCUUUUGGAGCGUGUACCGAUUUAAUGGUCGAGUGUCUCAUGUUAAAGACUCUACUCCUGGAGCGGCGAGUUUAGCAUUCAUGCCAAAUCUGCAUGCGGCUGACAAAGGCACAGGGGAGGGAAAAUCUAAAAAAAAAUGGCAUUGUAAAAUGUUGCACAAAUGUGAGGUGACCGAUUGAGAGGAAAAACGUUGCCUCUAUGCGACCUCGGGUGCCAAUAGUUUUGGCAAGCACGCGGUGUGUGCACGGUCACCCUCGUCCGCUACAGUUGUACCCCUACUACUUUUGGCCAUCCUGGAGCCACCAGGGAGGUGGGGAAGCUGAUCGCGGCGGCACCACCGUUGUCGCUUCUGUCGGCUGCGGGGAACUUUUCACAGCAAAAAUCCGCACUCACGACUUUCGCCGUCCAUGGCUCAUAAGAGCCAUGGACACGGUGCGUAAGUGAGGGCCUUGCCGUUUCUGUGGCCCAAGGUUACCAACUCAGCAAUUUUCUCAACCCGUUGGUUUGUGUGCAAGGGGCCGCUUUAUUUCACAACUGACGUUUACUUUGCCGUAGUAGUUUAUUGUUUUGAACACUCGCUCGUCGCGAGCCUGUGGACGUGGCUGUGCGUUUAUCGCGAACGACUCGACGGAGCUUUGUGGUCCUUGUGGUCGUGAAGACAUUUUUUAUUCACACUUAAAAAUCAGUCGAAAUGCCUUCAAUUCUAGAAGUGCUUUUAAUGUAAUGCUGGCAUAGCUUUAAAAGUAAAAAUAUGCUGAAACGCUGAUUAUAGAGACACAGUACAUGUAUAUUGUUUGACUGUUUGUAUUAUGUUCAUGGCCUGCUGGCAAAGAGUUACACAGUUAAGCAAAUGUUACACCAGUGAUUGAAGCAGCAGUGAUUACAGACUGUCUGUGGGUUACAGUAUCUUUAGCUGUGUAAAUCAUAUAUAAUCAAUAAAGACUUUUGUCAACGUGAA
Molecule: messenger RNA, 2987 nt
Organism: Petromyzon marinus (sea lamprey)
Lineage: Eukaryota; Metazoa; Chordata; Hyperoartia; Petromyzontiformes; Petromyzontidae
Gene: NMNAT2
Product: nicotinamide nucleotide adenylyltransferase 2
Biological process (GO): NAD+ biosynthetic process
Cellular component (GO): Golgi apparatus
Molecular function (GO): nicotinamide-nucleotide adenylyltransferase activity; nicotinate-nucleotide adenylyltransferase activity
Source: RefSeq, a predicted model, not a curated record